CUGUUAUUUCAAUAUGGUGGCGGCAGCGCUAGAGAAAGUCGAGGCAGCUGUUAUUUCCGCGUUUAUUUAAUGUGCAGUAAUCCGUUAUGUCAAAGAAGUGCCCACUACCAUGUUCUGACGAAACGUGCAUAAAUAUGCUUUGUUCAUGAAGGCAUUGCAGUACAUAUUUAGACCACGACGAUCGGCAAAAACUGCAAAAGUACUUUGCGGCUUGAUAUUGGUUGGUGUGCUGUUUUUUCUAGCUCAACUAUCUUAUCCGGGAUGUACAAACACCGAUAUAGAAGCCUUCUUGGACAAUAUCUGCGACGCCUACAGAAAAGGGGAAAUAUCCGGCAACCUUUGCGCCCAGUUCUGUGCGCGAGAGAUAUCAAAGAUCCAAUGUCAGACACAGCACAUCGGCAAAGACAUUGUUUUCACUGCGCUGUGGAACUUGGAACCUAUUGUCGUAAAGGCUAAGAAACGGCUGAUUAGCGCUUUAGAACCUGUCUACUGGAAGGACAGAAGUAGAAACAGUCACUAUCCAGACAAUGACACUUUCAUCCGUAUGGUUAACCUGCAGAUCAACUAUAUCUUUAGGCGCAACUUCACGUGGAUCGAGUCAUUUUACGGCAAGCAGUUUAGCAUUGCUGAAAUGAACAGUAUUUACGCUCUGCUGCAGCAAACAGAGUACCUGUUUAACUUGGCUCUUCAGGGCCUGGAUGUGGUCCCAAAAAUAUUUGGGACAUGCGGUCAUGCGUAUGCUGUAGAGUUCUUGUCGCCAUUGGAAACGCGUUUGUCGCCAGAGCGUAGUGAUAGCUCUGGUUUUAGCUUUAAUGAUCGUGCCAUGAUAGCGCUACGUAUAUUAAAGACUGUGGAUGUGCUGGAGAAUGCGAUGGGAGAAGAAAUUCAUCAGUGCGAUAUGAAGUCCAGCCAUUUUGGUGUUGACGCAAAAGGUCGCAUCAAGAUGCUCGACUUGGAUGCUUUCGGGCUACAUUCAACUGUGAAAGAAAACAUUGCCAAUUCAGGACACUGUGAAGCUGACAAGGACUGUGAUUUCUUCGAUUGUGCUGGCCGCUGUAAUGCACAGGGUCAGUGUGACCCUGCUGUGCUCAAUAACAACCUACAGCGAAUUUGCAAGAACAUCUUUCUGGGAAAUCUCUUUGGUCGGUAUACAGGCCUCCUCAGAAGCCCACCUUCAGGGAUUGCUACAGAACUAUACUCAUUGCUGAAUGAAUGUGGUGCCACAUCUAGAGCACCACUGCCAAGAAGCCAUAGCAGAGUGAUAAAAGAAAAAUUUGUGAAGCUACUUCAUUCUGUUUUGAUACCCUAAGUGCUUCACAAGAUGGGAAUUGCUCAAGUUGGCUUAAGCCAGGAUGAAGCACUGGUCAACUCGGUGAACUUAUUUUUAGUGCAACUGUUUCACUGAGCAUUUUUUACUUAGUGUGCUUUACUUAGUGAUACUUUAUUAUAAUUGACGUCCCGAAACCACGAUUUUACUGUGAGGGACACCAUAGCGGGUAGCUCGAGAUUAAUUUUGCUCUCCUGGCAUACUUUAUUUUGCACCCAAAGCUCGGAAUACAAGUGUUUUCACAUGCCAUCCCAUAUCAAAAUACGACUGAGAAUCAAAUCUGCAACUUUGUGCUCAGCAGCACAAUGCCACUGUCACUGUCACUUUUCAGUUAUGGUGUGUGUGGAAUCUAUCCUUGAAAACCUUGUCUUUUUCCUUGCUUGCAUAUUCAGUAUUUUUAUUUGUACCAAUAAGUUCUUUCUCAACUUCGACAUGUUUGCACUGCGCAAAUAUGUUGAUAUUCACCAACUAGCCCAAGCUACCAUACUUUCUGAACUGUCAUGCACGUGUGUGCUAAUAUGUGGGCUUUGUGGAGGUAUUGCUAAUGGCCAUAAAAAAACAUCGCCACCGGUAAAGUGAAUGGGUUGUAAAAAGAAAUUUUCACUUUUUUACUUAAAUGUUGUUCACCGAGCUGUUUUGUCCUGGUGCAUGUACUUUCGUAUAGAAUUGUACCGCAAUUGUGUAGAUCUCUUUGAAUCAAAGAUUUUUUGUUUUGUAACUUUACAGUGCUGAAGAACCAUCUGUAAUCAAGUUGUAAACUGUUAUACAAUGCCUAGUUGUGACUUGUUUUCUGAACAACUUUUACUUGUGGUUAUUGCAUUUGUGGUCAAAUACUUCAUUUUGUGAGAAAAUGGGCUGUUAAAGCUUACUAGUCAGCAAGUAUGACUGAGUUUUGUUACUGCCUGCUCGUUUUAGUUGAACAAAUUAUGUCGAUGUUUACUUUUUUCUUCCCUUUCGCUCUAAAAGUCAGCAAAAGUACAAUGCCAUUGUGAAAGCUUGAUCGGUCACAUUCCUUGGGAACCGUGUUAAUAAAACAUUUUUACUGUCAA
This is a messenger RNA of Rhipicephalus sanguineus (brown dog tick), 2376 nucleotides long. RefSeq names its product divergent protein kinase domain 1C (gene aln). The coding region runs from base 146 to 1309 and encodes 387 amino acids. The record is from RefSeq and is a predicted model, not a curated record. The transcript is spliced from 3 exons. NCBI's taxonomy places the organism in Eukaryota, Metazoa, Arthropoda, Arachnida, Ixodida, Ixodidae.